AUGUGUGUAUGCGCACAUGGCUGACCGACUCGUGUGUGCAUUAUUCUCUCAAAUUGGUCGUUUUUUUUUCCUGAUUUCUCCCUCUCCCCUCCCCCCUCCUCUUCCCUCUUGCGGCAUCCUGCCGUGGCUACGUAUCGCAGGUAGGCUGGACAACAAUUUGGUUUCCAGCUUAGGUGGUGCGUUCAUGCAGAACGAUGGCACUCACAGCGGUGUCGGCAGCGCGUCCUCCGUGUCUAUCUUCGGUGGUUUCCUCUUCCGCGACAGCAGCGCGGACUUGCCGGUCCAAGUGGGAGCAACCCUGGCAUCAAUGACCUCCCCCAGGGAGAUCUGUAUAGUGCCGCAUCAGACAGGGCUACAGCAGCUGGCGCAGUCGUUCCGUUACGCUCCCUACCCCAAGGGGCUCUUCCUGCUGUGGGCUCCGCUGGUGCUGAUACUGGCUCUCGCCCCAUCCAAUCCAUCUACAGCCGAUGUAUUCAGCUCCGCAUCCCUGCUGAUUUCCGUGUCGAGUACGCCAAGGACCUGGCGUUGCGCCAUGACAGCCCUUCGCUUGGCAUCGCCGUCAACCUCGUUGCCGAGCACGCAGCGGAGUUCACGUUCUCGCUCUUCGCCAUGGCCUACUCGAAGCGAUCGCUCUGCUGGGGGAAGCCGAUACUGCUCGGGUGCACCCUGUUCAACCUGCUCGGUGUCCUCAGCUCCUCCAUUCUAGCCGCACCGUUGACGGACAGUACUUCCAUCGAUCUCGGCAUUAGCUCCUGGACCGCAUUCAGCGCCAGCGGCGUGGUGUUCUCCACGGCUGUGUUUCUUCUUUCCACGAUGGUGUGACCGUGGUCGUGGCCAACGUCGCCUAGCAGUAGCCAUUACGUCUCCUCCGAUAAUUCCAACGCACCGCCGAGCCUCGUCUAUGCGCUUCAGUACCACGAAUGCCUGUGCAGCACGCGGGAAGUCGACCUCGGCAGUCGCUACUCGGAACGCUUUGCCGUGAUAGGGACGCUGGUUUGGGUAACAGGGUUGACGACGCUGUGUUGGGUGCUGGUCGCGACGCUGCCAGCAGCCAAAACAACGAUAUCGGCACCGCUCCCCUUCACGCUGGUGAUACUUCUACCAUGGGCCUUUGAAGCCGGCGGCGCGGCGGCGUCGGUACUCUUGUCGCAAGCCGGCAGGCCCGACAUCGCUGCCAACAUUGCCCUCACGUCGAUCGUGCACCUGUACAUGUUUGUUUUACCAGUACUGGUGUUGGUAGAGUGGUGGGUGCUGCAGCCCCCCCUCCUGGAGCUCUCCUUUCACUCUUUCCUGGUCUGCUGCUGCUGCUGCUUCGUCCCAGCGUUGGGGGGUGGCGCAGGUGACCUCGAGCCGCGUGCGGUGGCUGGAGGGCGGGAUACUCCUUUGCACUCUAUGCCCUCAUCCUCUGCAUCUGCCUGCUCGGUCGCUGGCACUUGUGCAUACGUGCUGGCCACUACUACUACGACUAGCAUCCAUAGGCGCAGUUAUGUGUGCCACGAAGUCGCCCGUGAUGAGGGUGUCAUGACGGGGCAGUACAGCAGAGGAAAGAAGAGAUGCCGCACAUGUGGCUUGUGUGUUAUGCUCUCGCGUGUGGGACUGCACAUAUCUGUGGUGGACUCCAGGGGUGUGUGUGUGGGGGGAGGGGGGGUGUUGGCUGAUGGAAGUGCAAGUGUAAGUUGCGUGAAUACCUGGAUGCCUUGUAGCCGUAACGUUGAAGGAGGGGGUAGAAGAGUGCAGAAGCUCGAAUGGGCAGCAGAGCGCACCGCCAUGCACAUGUCAGCAGCAGUGAAGUGCCAUUGGAACUGCCCCACAAAGAAGAAGAGAGGCCGCAGCAUCCGGUGGAGAUGCCGCUCCAUGCCCGAUGGGUGCGUACGUGCGCUUGACUGUAUGUGUGGUUGUAUUCGUGGGAGUGCGUCUCUGAUGUGGCGCACUGCUGCGGUACACUUCUAUCCGCAAGCACGCCUGCUGCAACGUCCUCGGCACCCCUCUCUCUCUUUCCCUCUCUCACCCCCUCCCCCUCCCCCUACUCCAAGCGGUUUUCCUCGGCCCCCUCCCCCAACGCGCCUCUCUCUCGCUCUUUGGUGGAAGUCGCGAGAGAAAAACAGCCAAAACCCGCGGCCUUUCUCGUGUUGCCCCUCCCCUCCCCCCUCAUCCCCCCUCCUCCUACUCCUCCUGAGCCUCUAA
Molecule: messenger RNA, 2184 nt
Organism: Leishmania braziliensis MHOM/BR/75/M2904
Lineage: Eukaryota; Euglenozoa; Kinetoplastea; Trypanosomatida; Trypanosomatidae
Source: the annotation of a RefSeq genome assembly